This is a messenger RNA of Scheffersomyces amazonensis, 1846 nucleotides long. RefSeq names its product bleomycin hydrolase (gene LAP3). The transcript has a single exon. Gene Ontology annotation, cellular component: cytoplasm. Gene Ontology annotation, biological process: proteolysis; response to toxic substance; L-homocysteine catabolic process. The coding region runs from base 107 to 1708 and encodes 533 amino acids. Lineage: Eukaryota; Fungi; Ascomycota; Pichiomycetes; Serinales; Debaryomycetaceae. Gene Ontology annotation, molecular function: cysteine-type aminopeptidase activity. The record is from RefSeq and is a predicted model, not a curated record.
UUAUAAUUGCCUCUUAAUAUCUUUAUUUAUUUAUAUACUUCUAUAUAUUGUAAGGUCAAUUGAUACUUAUUGUAGUAUAACUUUGUGACAUUCGUGUAAGCACACUAUGGGAUCAAAUACAUCUAAGCAGGAAAGAGUUGUUACUGCAUCUGCUUCUUCUAGCCGUACUGUUAGUGACUCUGAUUCAGAGUCUUUCAAUGAGAAACAUGAUUACUCAUCCAGACCUCAAGAUUAUUCUAAACUUUAUGCCAAGUAUUUAAGAAACUUGACUAUUAAAGAUAAUGAUAAUGAUAAUGAUGAUGGUGAUAACGGAGAUACCGGUGACGAUAUUACUGAUCCUUUUGCUGGUAAUCCACUUUCAAUUGGAAUUAUCAAUAGAUGGGAAAAGAACUUAUUAUCAAAGCCAAAGGACUUGUUGGCUCAAGCAGCUUUUGCUAAAAACUCAAUUGAAUCGAUUAUUGCCAAAUCAGAUGUCAAGACACUUUUGAAGGAUCAAUAUCUCUUCAAUGUCUCUGUCAAGACUAUUGGUUCUCCAUCAUUUUAUAACAAUCAAAAGCUGUCUGGUAGAUGUUGGAUUUUUGCUUCUUCUAACGUGUUUAGAACUCAUGUUAUUAAUAAUUAUAAUUUAUCUCCUGAUAAAUUUCAACUUUCUCAAUCUUACUUAUUCUUCUAUGAUAAAUUAGAAAAGGCUAACUUUUUCUUAGAAACUGUAUUAGAAACUCAUGAAGAAGAUUUAGAUUCAAGAUUAAUUCAAUAUUUAUUAAGUAGUCCAGUUGGUGAUGGAGGUCAAUGGGAUAUGAUUGUUAAUUUAGUUAACAAAUAUGGUUUAGUUCCUCAUGAAUUCUUCCCUGAUAAUGCUCAAGCCAUUAGUUCAUCUAAAUUAAAUUAUAUUUUAACUGAAAAAUUACGUGAAUUUGCUUUAACUUUAAGAGAUUUAAAGAAGCAAGAAGCUCCUGAACUUUUCAUUCGUAUUGCUAAAUUAGUUAUGACUAAUGAAGUAUUUAAUAUUAUUUCUUUAGCUUUAGGUACUCCACCAAAGGCUACUGAUACUUUCACUUGGGAAUUUGUUGAUAAAGAUGGUAACUAUAAAUCAUUUGAAACAAAUCCUAUUGAUUUCUAUAAGAACCACGUUAAGUAUGAUGCUGAACAACAUUUCUCAUUAAUUCAUGAUCCAAGAAAUGAAUUUGAUAAAUUAUAUACUGUUGAUAAAUUGAAUAACAUUUAUGGAGGUAAACCAAUUGAAUAUGUUAAUACUGAAAUUGAUGAAAUUAAGAGAGUUGCUAUUAAGAUGUUAAAGGAUGAUGAACCAAUCUUUUUUGGAUCAGAUGUUGGUAAAUUUGGUGAUAGAGUUACUGGAGUUUUAGAUACUACUGCUUAUGAUUAUGAUUUAGGUUUUGGUAUUCAAUUAGGUAUUUCUAAAGCUGAAAGAUUAAGAACUGGAUCUUCCCAAAUGACACAUGCCAUGGUCAUUACUGGAGUUCAUUUAGAUCCAGUUACUGGUAAACCAAUUAGAUGGAAAAUUGAAAACUCUUGGGGUGAUGAAGUUGGUGACAAGGGUUACUUUGUUAUGACUGAUGAAUGGUUUAACGAAUAUGUAUUCCAAAUUGUUACCAACAAGAAAUAUGCUAGUAAGAAGAGUACUCAAGUAUGGAAAUCAAAGGAAUUUGUCACUUUGCCAUAUUAUGAUCCAAUGGGUGCAUUAGCCUAAGGAUUAGGUUGUGAUGUGAUGUGUUGUGCUGUGUGUUAUUAAUUAAAUCCAUAUUUGAUAUAUGGUAUAAUUGUGAGAUAAAUUAUAUUUCAAUUCUAUACUUUAAAUGUUUAUUAUUACUCUAAAUAAAUCUAAAUC